Raphanus sativus (radish) is the source of this 1412-nucleotide messenger RNA. RefSeq lists its product as uncharacterized. The record is from RefSeq and is a predicted model, not a curated record. The transcript has a single exon. Bases 128 to 907 code for a protein of 259 amino acids. Lineage: Eukaryota; Viridiplantae; Streptophyta; Magnoliopsida; Brassicales; Brassicaceae.
CAUUAAAAAAAGAAAUCAAAUAAAUCGGCAAAUAUAAAAGAGGCUACUGGUUCAAUUGUAAGGAACCCAAUUUUGUAUUAUCUCCUCUCUUCCUUGAAACUCUCAUCACCGUCUCUGUUUCGCUCUAAUGCCCCAAGUCAAUCUUGAAACCUCGGUUCCUUCAGCUCACGACCCGAUGAUCCGACCCGUUCCCAUCUCCGUCCCGAGUCCAGUCGAUUUUCCACCCGAGUCUUACUCCGUAUCCAAAGAAGCAGAGCUCGAGUGGUUCAACGAGAACGCCUUCUUCGAGCGGAAAGGAUCACAGAGAGGAAUCUCAUCUUCUGCUCAGAAUGUUCACAACUCAAACUCUCAGAGGGUUUCUUCUCUCAAAUCCAAGACGUCGUCGAUCAUCAGACUGCCGAAACCGCAGAAGACGUGUUUCAACGAAGUGACGAAGCAGAGGAGAAACUGCAGAAUCGCGAGGACUCUGAUGAUACCGAAGCGGAUCGGGUCGCGGUUGAAGUCGGAGCCUUCUUCCCCGAAGGUCUCUUGCAUUGGUAGGGUGAGGUCAAAACGCGACCGGAGCCGCAGAAUUCAGAGACAGAGAUCCGGUCGAACCGAUUCGUUUAAGGAUAAUAAACCGGUUCCGGUCAAGAAACCCGGGUUUCUCGCGACCUUCAGAGCCAUCUUCAGAACCGGAGGUGGUUGCAAAAGCCUCACCGCGACUGGAGCACACGCGCCGCAGAGGGAGGUCGCUGUUCCGGCGAGAAGGUCCAGCGAUAUCAGAGAACGGCUUCCGCCGGGAGAUGUCGGGAAAUCUUCUCCGCCUAGGAAAUCUCUCGGCCGUGAGGAACCGGUAUUACCCGGUUUAGGAGGAGUUACGCGGUUUAAAUCGGGGAGAAGACCGGAUUUGUUGGUAGAAGUUUGACGUUGCCGUGACUUGCGGCGUUUACAGCGUGGACAGGUGAGAAUCGGUGGGGCCCGUUCCCGCGUUUCAAGCUUAUUACGGAGUAAACAAGGAUGGUGAUUGGGUUGUUGGCUGUUCGUGUGCUUUUAUGGGGCCCAUAAGCGUGUGUUAUUCAGAAAGUCGUUAGCGUUGACGUGGCAACCGGUUUAACUGAACACGGCAUAGAUAGAGAACACGGCGCACUUUUGAUUUGAUAUCUUGCGUUCAAACCUAACUUCCACCGUUUUGUAUAUCUUACUAAUAUUAUAUUGUGCCCCUUUUUUCUUCUUAAGACUUUUGAUUUUGAUUAGUUUUGCUUUUUUUGGGGGGCCUUUUGGUGGUACAUAGGUGUUGUCAUUUGUUUGUGUAUAUGUGUUUUUUUGUAGAAUUGGUCAAUAAAUAUAGGUGUUGUCAUUUAUUUGUGUAUAUGUGUUUUCUUGUAGAAUUGGUCAAUAAAUAUAUAAAAUACUUCAUGAGUAAACGGUCA